Messenger RNA from Galeopterus variegatus (Sunda flying lemur), 908 nucleotides. RefSeq names its product lipocalin 2 (gene LCN2). Lineage: Eukaryota; Metazoa; Chordata; Mammalia; Dermoptera; Cynocephalidae. The coding region runs from base 78 to 671 and encodes 197 amino acids. The record is from RefSeq and is a predicted model, not a curated record. The transcript is spliced from 7 exons. Gene Ontology annotation, molecular function: small molecule binding.
GCCAGGCUCUUCACUCACCUCCUCCAUCUGCCUGGCCCAGCAGCUGCCCGAGCUCCCGUUUCCUCAGCCCUGAAAUCAUGCCCCGAGGUCUCCUGUGGUUGGGCCUCACCCUGCUGGGGGCCCUGCAGACCGAGGCCCAGGACUCUACUCCAAACCUGAUCCCGGCCCCGCCUCUCUUGAGGGUCCCUCUGCAGCCAGAUUUCAAAGAUGACCAGUUCCAGGGGAAGUGGUACGUCGUAGGCCUGGCGGGGAAUGCAAAAAAUAAAGAACAAGGCCAGUUUACGAUGUACGCCACCGUCUACGAGCUGAAAGAAGACCACAGCUACAAUGUCACCUCCAUUCUGUUCAGGGACAAUAAAUGUGACUACUGGAUCAGAACUUUUGUCCCAAGUUCCCAGCCCGGCCGGUUCACCCUGGGCAACAUUAACAAUUACAGUAGAAUACAGAGCUACACAGUGCAAGUGGCAGCCACUGACUACAAACAGUAUGCCAUGGUGUACUUCAAGAAGGUUUCUAACAACAAGGAGUACUUCAAGACCACUCUCUACGGGAGAACCAAGGAGCUGUCCCCUAAACUGAAGGAGGACUUCAUCCGCUUCGCCAAAUCUCUGGGCCUCACUGAUGAGCACAUCGUCUUCCCUGUCCCAAUCGACAAAUGCAUCGACAACUGAGCGUGCACACUGCUGCCGUCUUUACUCCAUGUCCCCCUCUCAGGUGCCUCGUGUCUCUCCACCCCAUUUCCCUUGUGUUGGCCUCUGCCCAGGGUGCCACCCAGCUGCCCCACCAGCCUGAUGCCAGUGAGAGAGCUAGGAGACCUUUCUCAUGGUGCUAGUCACCCAGCUGCUCCCCAGGCUACCCUGAUGAUGGAGCCCCACCUUGUCUGCUAAAUAAACACAUGGCCCCAGGCC